GUAAAUUAAACAGGUAGACAAGACAGGGCACAAACACUGUUCUUCAGGGUCAAGCUGCCCACUCGGCUCGAUUGGCAAUCAGAUGUAAACUCCAUCUGUGUGUGUGGGGUGGGGGGAAAACAAAAAGUAUGAAAGGUUCCAGUUUCAUGUGUCAUGGACGCAUGUGUGCGGUACUGGAGACAUCCUGGUGGCGGCGCUAUGCCGACGCGCGUGAGCAAGGUCACACGGUGUACCAUUCGGCUGCCUGCGCUCCUCAAACGCUGCAGCUGCCGUCGUCUUCUCCCCCACACUCCCUCACUGUCGCACAGCCAUGGCCGACAGCGCGAGCGAGAGCGACACGGACGGAGCGGGCAGCAGCUCGGCCACCCCGAUGUCGACCUCCGCCUCCAAUUCGGGGAAACCGAGCAUUGUCAUUUCACAGUUUCGUCUGGAGGAACUGACGAACCGACUGGCCUCUCUGCAGCAAGAGAACAAAGUUCUUAAAAUUGAGCUGGAGACAUUCAAACUCAAGUGCAAAGCCCUGCAGGAGGAGAAUCGGGACCUCCGCAAAGCCAGCGUCACCAUUCAAGCAAGAGCAGAGCAGGAAGAAGAGUUUAUCAGCAACACCCUGUUCAAGAAGAUCCAGGCCCUCCAGAAGGAGAAGGAGACUUUGGCGGUCAACUAUGAGAAGGAAGAGGAAUUUCUCACCAAUGAACUGUCAAGGAAACUCAUGAAUCUCCAGCAUGAGAAGGCAGAGUUGGAGCAACACUUGGAGCAGGAACAGGAGUUCCAAGUUAACAAGCUCAUGAAAAAGAUAAAAAAGAUGGAGAAUGAAACCAUCUCGAAGCAGCUAACCCUGGAACAGUUGAGGCGGGAGAAGAUCGAUCUUGAGAACACAUUAGAGCAGGAACAAGAAGCCCUGGUCAACAGACUGUGGAAACGGAUGGAUAAACUGGAGGCGGAGAAAAGAAUCCUUCAAGAGAAGUUGGACCAACCCGUAUCAGCUCCUCCCUCCCCAAGAGACGUUUCCAUGGAGAUAGACUCGCCAGAGAACAUGAUGCGGCAUAUCCGUUUCCUGAAGAAUGAGGUGGAGAGGCUUAAGAAAAGCUUGCGCACCACUGAGCUGCAACACACAGAGAAACGUGCCCAGUACAUAGAGGAGGAGCGACACAUGAGGGAGGAGAACAUCCGGCUGCAGAGAAAGCUUCAGAGAGAAAUGGAGCGCAGGGAGGCCCUGUGCAGACAACUGUCAGAGAGUGAAUCCAGUCUGGAGAUGGACGAUGAGAGGUACUUCAAUGAGAUGUCUGCACAGGGCUUGCGAGCCAGGACUGUGUCGAGCCCCAUCCCCUACACCCCGUCCCCCAGCUCCAGCCGACCCAUAUCUCCCGGUCUCUCAUAUGGCAGCCACACAGUCGGCUUCACUCCUCCAGCGACGCUGUCCAGAGCGGCCAUCUCCCACUACAACACCCCCGCCCUGCACGUUCACGGAAGCUCCUCUCAUUCCGUAGCCAGGCCCUCGCCAAGAAGAAGCACCAGCCCCGACAAAUUCAAACGUCCAACGCCCCCACCCUCCCCCAACACGCACUCGGGGGCACAGCAGGCUCAGCCUCCGCUACCCCCACCGGCCCAGCCCAUGGUCCAGUCCAUGUCCUCCCCGGCAGCUAUGUCGCAGCAUGCAGCACAGCAGCCUCCCUCCCAGCCUUAACGCAUCACGCCGUCUCUGUCUUUGCGCGUGAGUGCGCCCGCUGAAUGCCACGACGCUACCGCAACAGCAGCUUCCAUCAUUACCAGCUCUGGAAGUCAAGUUUCUUACUCUUUACCAACUCCACAAAAGAAGCAGCUUCAAAUGUCUUAAGAGGGGAAAGAAACAAGGCGGAGCCUCACCCUCAGUGGAGCCAGCCGUCUGCCAAAUCCACACGUGGCGUUACUUAACUACUCUUAAACGGAAUGGAUGGACUGACAAAUAAUCACUUCUGGGAUUUGUAGGCCAAUUAUCUGUUCCACAUUCUGUCUUGUACAUGAUUUGUUUUUUUUUUCUUUGCCUGGGACUUUAGCUGGUUGAAAUUGAUGUUGUGGCGCUUCUGAGAUAGCACAAACAGCACAUAAAGUAUGUUUCAUGGUGGUGUUUUCCGAUAGGUUGGAUGUUUGGAUCAAUGAAUGAACUGAUAGAUGGAUGUGGUUGAAUCUUUUCAUGCCUAUAAUAUGACACUCGAUUGCAGAAAUGUACUCCACUCCAGCUCACCCCACCCCCUUCGUCUCUGCAACAAUGUCAACAAGUCACCCCCGAGCUUAACGCAGCUUCGUUCACAAGAGGUGUCAUAGAAACCUUGCUUGGACUUUCUCCAUUAUAGGGCAUUGAUCAAACCGAGCUUGUGCCACAGUUAUUUAGUUUCUGAAAGUGUUUAAGGCUCUGCUGCUCUUCAGUUAUAAUGGGAGGGGGGGGGCAUCCAAAGAGGAUGGACACUGGUACAUAAACCACAGAUAAAUGUCGCCUUUUGAGGCGUUUUUAAAAAUGUAGUCAGAGGUGUUACAACUUAGUCAUGUACUCGGUCUCUCGCCUCUUCUCUCUAUCUCUCUGGUGUAUUUCUGAAAGCAUCUAUCAUACUUGUGGAUAUUCCUCAUCAGAAAAAGGACAAAAAAAACAAACAUAAUGCUCUUUACACUAAAUAUACAUACUGCUAAAACAUUCUAAAUGAAUGGUACUGUUGAACUACAUUUCUAUGUAUGAUUAAAGCUCUCGAGAUGACAACCUCUGUUUUUAACCGUCAGUUCUAUGGGUCACAUUUGCUGAUUUGUAAUGUGAUAAGAGUUAAACAUCAAUAAGCAAGCUUUGUAGACUUCAAAUAUCAGUCUGUUCUCUAUGAUUCAUCUUUCCUUGACAGGAUUCUGCGAUUUAAUGCGCUCGCUGAAUUUGGCAGCUCUUAACAAGUGCACUGAUUCUGACUGGAUUGAUCUUUGUGUAUUUUGCUUCACUGGACGAUUUCAUGUUUUAUUUUUGUCUUACUACCAUACUUCAUGACCUUGCAAUUUCUGACUGAAAUAAUAGAUUGCCAUAAUUCCUAUUGCAUAUUUAAUCCCCUGAUGCUGCUCCUCGUGCCACCAUGAGGUUGACAUUGACACCUUUUGGGAAUUGUGAAAAUUGGUUGAGACAUUAAUGGUCCCCAGAGGAUGAAUUGUAAUAAAUUUGAUCCCCUGAACUUUCCUUGUA
Cyclopterus lumpus (lumpfish) is the source of this 3187-nucleotide messenger RNA. Its product is annotated as coiled-coil domain-containing protein 6-like. The transcript is spliced from 9 exons. The record is from RefSeq and is a predicted model, not a curated record. Lineage: Eukaryota; Metazoa; Chordata; Actinopteri; Perciformes; Cyclopteridae. Bases 311 to 1684 code for a protein of 457 amino acids.